Messenger RNA from Trichomycterus rosablanca, 5028 nucleotides. RefSeq names its product protein tyrosine phosphatase non-receptor type 11b (gene ptpn11b). The record is from RefSeq and is a predicted model, not a curated record. NCBI's taxonomy places the organism in Eukaryota, Metazoa, Chordata, Actinopteri, Siluriformes, Trichomycteridae. Gene Ontology annotation, cellular component: cytoplasm. Bases 72 to 1865 code for a protein of 597 amino acids. Gene Ontology annotation, molecular function: receptor tyrosine kinase binding; non-membrane spanning protein tyrosine phosphatase activity; cell adhesion molecule binding. The transcript has 16 exons. Gene Ontology annotation, biological process: protein dephosphorylation; positive regulation of ERK1 and ERK2 cascade.
GAGACUAGUAUAUAGUUCAAGUCUGUCGUCUCGGUUCACUCAGGCCUGCACUGCAGUAGGAACCGGCAGCUAUGACGUCCCGCAGGUGGUUCCACCCGAACAUCACUGGCAUCGAGGCAGAACAGCUUCUCCUGACGCGAGGUGUCCAUGGCAGCUUCUUGGCUCGUCCAAGCAAGAGCAAUCCAGGGGACUUCACUCUUUCUGUCAGGCGAAAUGAUGAGGUCACCCACAUUAAGAUCCAGAAUUCAGGAGACUACUAUGAUCUGUAUGGCGGGGAGAAGUUUGCCACUCUGGCCGAGCUGGUGCAGUACUACACAGAGCAGCACGACCUACUGCGAGAGAGGAACGGAGAUGUGAUCGAGCUGAAAUACCCACUAAACUGCAAAGAUCCCACUUCUGAAAGGUGGUAUCACGGCCAUCUAUCAGGGAGAGAUGCAGAGAAGCUGCUCACAGAGAAGGGUAAGCCUGGCAGCUUUCUGGUGAGAGAGAGUCAGAGCAAACCUGGAGAUUUUGUGCUGUCUGUUCUUACUAACGAGGAGAAGCAUGAAAACGUGGACCGCAAGACAAAAGUCACCCAUGUUAUGAUACGAUACCAGGAUGGGAAGUAUGACGUGGGUGGAGGAGAGAGGUUUGAUACACUAGCAGACUUGGUUGAGCACUAUAAAAAAAACCCGAUGGUGGAGAAGAGUGGAAUUGUAGUUCACCUCAAACAGCCUUUCAAUGCAACACGGAUAAAUGCUGCCAACAUUGAGAACCGGGUGCGAGAAUUGAACAAGGUGGCAGACAACUCGGAGAAGCCCAAGCAAGGUUUCUGGGAGGAAUUUGAGAUGCUACAGCAGCAGGAAUGUAAACUUCUCUACCCAAGAAAAGAGGGGCAGAGACCAGAAAAUAAAAGCAAAAACAGAUACAAAAACAUUCUACCAUUUGACACCACCCGUGUGACCAUAAGGGAGGCAGAUCCCCACGUACUCUGCUCUGACUACAUCAAUGCUAAUUACAUCAGGAGUAUGCACGAAGAGGAUCGACAUGGGGAUGAAGGGAAGGUGUUCAUUGCUACUCAGGGCUGCCUUCAGAACACAGUAGUAGACUUUUGGAAGAUGGUCUACCAGGAAAACGCACACGUUAUUGUCAUGACAACCAAGGAGAUGGAGCGAGGCAGGAAUAAGUGUGUGCGAUACUGGCCUGAUGCAGGCAUGACAAAAGAGUUUGGAAAUUUGAGUGUGAAGAACCUGAAGGAGCAUGCUGCACAGGACUACAUCCUCAGGGAGCUGGAGGUUACAUGUACAGACCGGAAAGAGCCACUUCGGGAUAUCUGGCACUACCAGUACCUGAGCUGGCCAGACCACGGUGUGCCCAACGAACCAGGAGGGGUUCUCAACUUUCUCGAGCAGGUCAACAGAACUCAGAAUUCCAUUCCAAACACCGGACCGGUCAUAGUGCACUGCAGUGCAGGAAUAGGAAGAACGGGAACAAUCAUUGUAAUCGACAUCCUAAUCGAUAUCAUAAAUAGACAAGGGUUAGACUGUGACAUUGACGUACCAAAGACCAUACAGAGAGUGCGCCAGCAGCGAUCAGGCAUGGUCCAGACUGAAGCCCAGUACAAGUUCAUCUAUAUGGCCGUGCAGCAGUAUAUUGACACAGCACAGAAAAGACUGGAGGAGGAACAGGUACUACCACAAAGAACUAAGACAAAUGAAAGAGAAUACUCCAAUAUCAAGUACCCUCAGAUGACAAAUGCUAGAGCCAAGUCCAACAUGAGCUCACCUCGCACUCCAUCUGUGAUGAACGACAACUCAUCCAGUGUGUACGAGAACGUCAACAUCAAAACUUCGAAGAGCUCCGCCUGCACAAACUCCAGGAGAUAGGGCACAGAGGCUGCUGCCUCACACAGACUAUGUCGUAGGUACUAUGUGCAGGCACUUGGCUGUGGGGCAGCUCCUGAAGGUGGCACUGAGAAGAUGGACGGCUUCGUGUUGAAGACGUCCACGCUGAAGGCCGACAGGCACAGAGAGCGGCUCUUCCACUUCCUCCCGACUGACUGAAUGACUGUCUGUGGGUGUUUCACUUGCAGUUUAAGUGCCUGAUCUGCAGCAAAUAGCCUGAGCACAGCUGCCUCGGUGCUUCUCCCUCCAGUCUGAUAAGCAUGCACAGUCCGCCGCUCAUCUGCUCGACUACUUUCACACAGACGAAGACUGUUCAGUGGAACCAAGUCCUGGUUCCAGCUUUGUCCUGUCCACUCUCUGUAUGCCUGCUGUUAGACCUUGCACUGAAUCCUAUCUGCUGUGUCUAGAGACCUUUGGUAUAUUUCAGAGUAUCUUAAUAGCAGCAGCUUUGCUAGGUGACACAGUGAAUUAUCUGAGUCAGUGACACAAGAACUAUUGAAACAGCUGCUUUAUGGUUACAAAAAAAGAGGAAGGUUGCUAACGAUAUUGUUAGCUAACAGUACAAUUAGAUUGUAGGUGUGCAAGGAAUAAUAUAUACAGCAAGAUUCACAUGUGCCAUUAUGUAUUCUGCAUUUUCUGCUUAUUUAGUUUAAGCAUCUGCUUUGAUACUUCUUUACAGAGCUUUGCCAGCACAGCUCAUAGAGCACUUUUUAUAUAUCUGGGGGCAUGUAACAAUUAUGAAUGGGCUCGUAGACCAAUCAUGCUGACUGCGCAGUCGUUACUUAACUAAACUUUCAUUAGGCAUGUCUUUAAAGCUAAAGGUCUUUUCUAUAUUAUGUAUAGAGCUUUGAGAUGUCAAUGAAAACGUCUGAAUAAUUUGCUGUGGUUUAAUCGAUGAUUUCCUCAGUUGUGAAUGUGAUUUGAAGAUGUUCAGCAGGUUUUAGCAAGCUGAUUUUCAAACAGCUAAGCUUGGUCGAUCUGAUUCUUAUUUGAUUGUAAUUCCACGUGCUCUUCAAAAGAAGAACAUGAAACCUUUUUUAACUGAUGAUCAGGGUGUAAAAGGUGUUAUGAUUAGGUUUUCAGGGAUCUGUUCAGGGAUUGCACUCUAUGUUUCAAAGCUGCAGGUCUGAGAAGGUAUGUGAAGUAUAACGGGUAUUCGGAAGUCAUGACGUUCAGGCAGACGGGGCAAGGCGGUGUAUCGGUGCAGUGCAGACGUAGGCAGGCCAGAUGGCUCCAAGCAGAAGAUUAAAAAAAUAGAUUUGUCUAUAAAAAAAAAAAAAAGCAAUUUGUAAGAUGUCUUUAAUCCAGACAUGAUGAUUAUGGAGUCAGCGUCACUUGUGAUGUCAAGAAGAGUGCUCAUUGAGGUAGGCUGCUCAUAAUGAGGAUUUGUCAAAUGCGCCAGGUUUCGUAGGCUUAAAAUAACUCCGGUUAUAAUGGUUCAGAUUAAUCACUGUCUACCACCAAGAAAGUGGGUUUAACUGAGGGCUAAAUCAGGAGGAUUGUGAUGUCACCCGUGGAAAGGUUGAGACUGCUUCAUUUGAGUGUGACACAAAUCUUGUUCUAACGUCAGUAUAGUUUUAAUAUUUUGUGGUGGAGCUUUAGCCUUAACAGAUUUUCUACUCAGUUAAAAUGGAGCAGUUAUACAAAACGUUUAGCACGUUUUACUCUCAAAGUCUAGGAUAAUAAUAGGUUAUGUUCACUGGUAAUAUUAUUUAUUACACUAAAUUAAUUUACUGUCUUUAUUGUACAUCAAUUACUUAUUAACAGUCCAGGCUUAAAAAGGUUUCCUGAAAGUCUAGGAAUAAUUGUAAAUGAUCUGCAGAAAUAUAAAAUGUUUAUUAACACAGAGUAACAUUAGUGUUAAUGGAAGGAGAUAGCUUAAGCCCUGUGAUGGACUGGCUCCCUGUCCAGGGUAAUUCUUCUCUGCACCCAGUGUGGUUGAUUCAACGUUCUCUGCAACCCAAGUGGGUUUCCAGCUUGGACUGUGAAGAGUAAAAUAAUUUGUUGAUUAGUAAAGACAUUAAAAGCACUUGAGGUGUUGGUUAAGGCAGAAUAUGUUGGGUGAAAAUCAGACCACAUUUAAACUGCUGUUACUGCUUCACCUUGCUGUUUUAAAUCAGCCGCCUUAAAAGCUGUUAGCAUUUCUCACAUGGUAUUUUAUUAGCCUCGGUUCAUGCAUGAUCCAUCAUUAGAAAUUAAUAUAUAAACUCUCUAUAGUAAACUCUUACUAGCCUUGAUUUGGUAAAUUAUGGUGUUAGCUUGCGUAUAAUUAACACUUGACCUGAACCGGGAGAAAACAUUUAUAAUUAUGGGUUUAAAAGUACGUGUGAAGGGAGUUUAUGAGUUAUAUAUUCUGUUGUGUGCUGUUUAAGAGCACGGUCAUCAACAGAAUGAAUUUUUAAGCCAAAAAUGAUGUAGGCAAGCAUGUGUGGGAUUAGCCACAGGGUGGGAUGCAGUGUACUGCUACAAAUCUACUUAUGAAGCUAAAUUAAGAAGGUUUAAGUGUAUUUUCUUGUCCUAUACCACUGAAGGAGGGAAAGGUUUAUUUAUUAAAUCUUAUUUCUACAACUGUUUGUUUCUUCUUGAUAUUGUUUCACCUUGUCACUGUGAAUUGGCUGAGGGGUCAAUCUUCCAAUUCAAAGAAAUGCUGAGAUUCAAUACUUGAAAUUGUGUAUGAACUGCUGUGUCCUGGCUGGAGAAUUGGAGCGUUGUUUGGUUAACGUUUUGCUGUUUUGACAUCACUGUUGAAUGGAUUUUAUUUCUCGAUUAUGAUUUAUUAUUCAGUAGUAUGUGUCGAUUGGAUGAUAAAAUAUCGACAUUUAUUGAUGGCUUUUGUAUGUUUGUUUUAGAAUGCUCCGUCAAGUCAGUGGUGUGUGUUAUUAUAGUUGCAAUGUUAACUAUACUUAGCUAUACCACACAUUGUUUUUUUUUUUAAUUGAGUUAAAUUUUAUGUUGUUGUGUUUUUUUUAACCCAUGUUUAUCACUUGUGGUUGUACUAGGUCAGACCUGAAUUCUGUUAUACUGACCGUGUUUGUGUGAAUACCAUUUUUCCUUUUGCACUGGUUCAGUCUAAAUGCCUUCUGUUCUGGCAACACAGCUGAUGCAAUGACUAUCUCAGUGAUAAUAAACAGACAUGGAAAAUGUA